AAACAAUCAAAAGGCACUAUGCGAAUAACAUGUUUAGUAUAAUAAUACCGAUCGUGUCGGCAAGUUCGCAAGAUGUUGUCCAAGUGUUUAUCAAACAGAACUAAUAAUAUUCCCUCAAUUUUAUUUCAGUCGAUUAGAAGAAAUAUUGAAAGCCAAACUAACUCUGCAGAGUGUCCACAUAAAGUCUCCACAGAAACUACCGAUUGGGAAAAUGCACGUCCAUAUGAAGAUAUUCCCGGCCCAUCAAAAUUUGAACUUGUUCGAGGCUUCAUGCCAGGAGGUGCCUUCUACAAACAACCAGUUAAAGUGUUUUUCAAUAUUCUCCAAAAGAAAUAUGGAGACUUUUUGAUACUUCCCGGAAUUUUCGGAAAGAAACCAAUUUUAAUGGCUUUUGAUCCAAAUAUGUUUCGAGAAGUAUUUCGAAAUGAAGGCAUUUGGCCAGCUAGAAGAAAUUUCGAUUCAGCUUUUUAUUUUCGAAAUGUCUACAAAAAGGAAUACUUUCAAGGAAAUGAGGGGCUUAUAAUGACUUCUGGUGAAUCUUGGGGUAAAUUUCGAACAGCUGUUAAUCCAAUAUUAAUGCAACCGAAGAACGUUAAGCAAUAUUUGAACAAAAUGAUACCAGUUAAUAAAGAUUUUAUUCAAAGAAUUCGAGAAAUUCGUGAUCCAAAAACUAACGAAAUGCCCGGUAACUUUGUUGAUGAAAUCAAUCGUCUAACUUUUGAGUCUGUAGCUGUUAUAGCUCUUGAUCAAGAGCUUGGUCUGAUCCGACGCAAUCGUGAUUCCCCUGAAGCAGAGGCUCUGUUCCGAAGUUUAAGGGAUUUCUUUGACUUGGCUUAUGAAUUGGAUAUAAAGCCCUCGCUUUGGAAAAUCAUAAAAACUCCAAAAUUCUAUAAAAUGAUGAGGGUUUCUGAGACAAUGUUUCAAAUUACCAAAAAAUACAUUGAAGAUGCUUUAGAGCGCAUGGAAAAAAAUCCACAUUCCACAGAAGAUAGCAGCUAUCAAAAGAGUGUUGUGGAAAAGUUAGCAGAGAAAGAUAAGUUGGUAGCAAUUGUAAUGGCAAUGGAUAUGAUGUUGGCAGGAGUUGACACGACAACAACAACUUUAACAGGAAUUCUUUUCGGAAUCGGAAAGAAUCCUGACAAACAAGAAAAAUUACGUCAAGAAGUUUUAUCGGUUCUCCCCGAAAAAGAUUCAGUCCCAACUGUUGAAAGUCUAAAAAAUCUCCCAUACUUAAGAGCUUCUAUUAAAGAAGGUAUUCGAUUAUUUCCUAUUGGACCAGGAACAGUUCGAUCAUUACCAAAGAAUAUGGUUUUGAAUGGAUAUCAAGUUCCAAUGAACACUGACGUAGCUAUGGGAAAUAAUAUCAUUUUGAGAGAAGAAAAAUAUUUCCCUAAAGCUGAGGAAUUCAUUCCAGAAAGAUGGCUUCGAACUGAAGAAGGAGAUGCAUUUAAAGCAGAUGAAGUGAAUCCAUUUGUUUAUUUACCCUUUGGUUUUGGACCUAGAAGUUGUGCUGGCAAAAGAAUUGUUGAUUUGGAAUUGGAACUAACGAUUAUGAGACUUGUUAGAAAUUUUAAUAUUGAAUUUAAUUAUUCUAUUGAAAAUGCUUUUGAUACUCAAUUUAUAGCGAGACCAAUUAUUCCUUUGAAAUUUAAAUUCACUGAAAUGGAAAAUUAGAUUGUUUUGUUGUUAAAAAACAAUAUCUAUUAAUUACAUAAGGCUAUUUUUAGGAUAAUAAAUUGUUUACGAGACUUUUU
This is a messenger RNA of Episyrphus balteatus (marmalade hoverfly), 1754 nucleotides long. RefSeq names its product cytochrome P450 CYP12A2-like. The transcript is spliced from 6 exons. Lineage: Eukaryota; Metazoa; Arthropoda; Insecta; Diptera; Syrphidae. The coding region runs from base 73 to 1674 and encodes 533 amino acids. Gene Ontology annotation, molecular function: oxidoreductase activity, acting on paired donors, with incorporation or reduction of molecular oxygen; monooxygenase activity; iron ion binding. The record is from RefSeq and is a predicted model, not a curated record.